Messenger RNA from Fimicolochytrium jonesii, 1918 nucleotides. RefSeq lists its product as uncharacterized. The record is from RefSeq and is a predicted model, not a curated record. NCBI's taxonomy places the organism in Eukaryota, Fungi, Chytridiomycota, Chytridiomycetes, Spizellomycetales, Powellomycetaceae. Bases 283 to 1632 code for a protein of 449 amino acids. The transcript has 2 exons.
AGCGGUCGCAGCUGGUGGACCUGCGCCCGAAGCAGACGAUGCAGGCCCUCGUUGUGAAGAUGGUAUGAUCGGACCCGACUACGACUCAUUUGAGGUGUUGAACCCUGGCGUCAACAUCUCCACUGUGCAAUUCACCUUGAUUCAAACAAUCGACCUUGCGGCAAACGCAUCCCAAAUUGAUGCCGGAUUCCAACGCGCCCUCGUCAAGUCCGGUAGCGAGUUCGACGGAUACAGCACUAUCCUCAUGACCGAGUUUUUGGAUGCCCAUGGGAAUGAACUGGUAUGUUCAUGACUAGCCUCAUUAUUGACCGCUUGAGCUAUCCAGCUGCGGCUAACAAACGGCCCAAAACGCAUCAACAGCAUUCCGACAAGGUUUUCACAAACAUCGAUGGAGACAAAUCCGGUUAUACCGUUCCUGCAGGAACCAGGUCCAUGCGCGUUGGAUACGGGGUCGAUAUGGCGUACUUCGAUGCCGAGACUCGUCAGGGUGUCUGCUUUUCGCCAAUCUCCGUAAUAAUAUCCCAGUUCAAGAGCAAGUCCCUCGUGGGAAUGUCCGACAACUUUUUGAUCAGCUACUACGUGCUCAUCAUCGUCUGUCUGGUAAACUCCAUCUGCAUCCCGAUUGCUUUGCUAUGGGGUCGCCAGAACAAACUGGCUCAGUUUACUCCUUUGAACUUGGUGUAUCCCUGGACCAGCGAGAACUCUUGGGUCCUCGGCCUUAUGUUCAUGAGCAUGCUCAGUACUGCGUUCUACAUCAUCAAGUCGUACAAGACAUUCGUGCACCUCAAAGGCUACGCCGUAGUCGCGUACCCCAUCCUCCUGAUUCCUUUCCUCUGCCUGGUCGGAGCAUUUUACUUCGCGGAAUUUGUUGCAUUCCACCAAGUCCAGCGCUUCCAGCGCCGCAGUGCCGCUCUCCUCGGUGUCUGGGCGACCUUCUGCCGCCUCCUGUUCGAGUUCUUCACUCUGAUGGUCGCCGUCGCAGCCUUUUACGAAUCUGCCUUUGUCGGAAAUUUGCCCACCGACGGGUCAACCACCUUCUUCCAAAUCGCUGAGAACAUGCCCGUUGUUCUCGCUGAGCUUCUCCUCGUCUGCUGGUUCCUGAAAAAGGCUCUGGCUCUGGGACAUGUCGACUACCAUGUCGACCAAUCCGGCGUUGCUGGACCUCUGAAGAUGUCUUUCGAGAAGGACUUUGCCUACGUCAGGGAACUCCUUAACAACAGCGAGCAAAAGAAGCGCGAACUCGACAUUGUGACCGCGCGCAAGAUGCGCCUGCCUGAACCCAGUCUGCUCGACAACCUGAAGAGCUUCGGCAAGAAGAAGGACGAGAAGAAGCCCGAAGGCCCAAGCAAGAGCCUCGUUGCCAAGAUUCUCGCCCCAUUCCACACCUUGCUCCUGAAGCCAUACCGCGAGAUGGACAGCCGUUUCCGCAUCCUGUGGAUUCUCGCCGGCUGGGCCAUCUGGGUCACGAUGAUCGAAUACGUGAGCCUCGUCAACAGUUUCAAGGAAGACCUGGGAUGCCAGGCGUCCCGGUUUACCCUUCUCGUAGAGAUGGUCGACCGUGCCGGAAAGUUCUACCCGGCUAAGCCCGCUGACUCUGACCCGAACUAUCUUUCCCUGACAAACAACUCGUAAGUGUUCCGGAUAUCCUCGAGAGAUGUUGUUACGUGGUCAGAAUAUCAACCUCCCGGAUCGUUGGUAGGUACGUAAGCUUCGCCAGGACUCUGAUGAAGCUAUUGGAAGCCGCCUCAGCCAUCGGCAUCGUCGUCACCUUGUUGAGCGUUUUGACCAAUCUCCGCGCCACCUCCGAGGAUGCCAAAGCCCGCACCAAGGCCUUCGCUCAAGGAAAAUACCCGGCCGGCUUCACCAAAGCGCAAGCGGUUUCGGCUAACGUGAACUCUUUAGCACGUAUCACUGGUCG